Messenger RNA from Staurois parvus, 266 nucleotides. The record is from the annotation of a GenBank genome assembly. NCBI's taxonomy places the organism in Eukaryota, Metazoa, Chordata, Amphibia, Anura, Ranidae.
UUUUUAAUACCCUGUGUGCAUUUGGCCUUAAAGUCAUUAUGGCAAAUAUACAAUUAAUGAAUAGCAGUAGGGAAAGGUUCCAGAGUAGGAAGGAUAGGGACACGCAGGGGCGGACUGCCAACUCAUGGGGCCCCCAGGCAAUAGGGGAUCAUGGGGCCCCUGUGUCCUUGCCCAAACUCAAAAAAGUCUAUGAAAAAGGUACCAGGGGCAUCUCAUGGGGCCCCCUACUGACCCCGGGCCCUCGGGCAGUGCCCAAGUUUCCAAAU